Misgurnus anguillicaudatus (oriental weatherfish) is the source of this 3986-nucleotide messenger RNA. The record is from RefSeq and is a predicted model, not a curated record. Lineage: Eukaryota; Metazoa; Chordata; Actinopteri; Cypriniformes; Cobitidae.
UACUUUUUUUUUACAGUUUCAUUCUGUUUUAAUGACCGAAUGUCAGUAAGAAUAAAAUAACGUUUAGAUAUAAAUCUGCAUACGCGAUGGACAUCGGUUAUAUUUAUCUUUGAAAGCUCAUUUAAAGACAUCUCGAGUAAAACAGUUUAACGGUUGCUUUAAUGGAGCACGAGUUCAAACUGCUGCAUCCUCGUCGUAUAUGAAGUUUAAUGCAUUUUAUCAGAAGAGAUUAGAUUUCAGUUGCAUGUCUAUGAAGAAUGAGAGGCCAAUGGAUCCACCAACAGCAUUUAAGAGAUCAGACGUAAUGGAACCCGUUUGUAAAAAGAUAAGGUUUGAGCAAUCUGUGAAUCAACCACAAUAUGUGUGUCCUCAAUUCAGCCGUGACUCUAAAAUUAAUGAAGUCCUGAACACAUUUAAAUCAAAUCUGAGAGAGAAGUUUCAGUGUUUGUUUCCAGGAACAUCAAAGCAGAGAAACUCAACACUACUGAAUGAGAUCUACACAGAGCUCAACAUCACAGAGAUUAAAAGUGGAGAGGCAGAGGAGACACCAAUCAAAUGUAAUGACAUCUUUAAACCUUUACCUGAACAAGACACACACAUCAGAAGUGUGCUGACAAAGGGAGUCGCUGGCAUUGGAAAAACAGUCUCUGUACAGAAGUUCAUUCUGGACUGGGCUGAAGAGAAAGAGAAUCAGGACGUCCACCUCAUAUUUCCACUUCCUUUCAGAGAGAUCAAUUUGAUGAAGGACAAAACACUCAGUCUUUUAGAUCUUCUUCAUCUUUUCUUCCCAGAGAUAAAAGAAAUGGAAAUCUUCAGUGAUGAAUAUAAAGUGUUGUUCAUCUUUGAUGGUUUGGAUGAGUGUCGUCUGUCUCUGGAUUUUCACAGCAGUGUGAGGUUGUGUGAUGUACGUAAAUCAACCUCAGUGAACGUGAUGCUGACAAACCUCAUCAAGGGGAAUCUGUUUCCCUCUGCUCACAUCUGGAUCACCUCCAGACCAGCAGCAGCUGAUCUCAUCCCCUUUCUGUGUGUUGAUCGAGUCACAGAGGUACGAGGCUUCAGUGAUCCACAGAAGGAGGAAUACUUCAGGAAGAGAAUCAGUGAUGAGAGUCUGUCUGAUCAAAUCAUCUCACACCUGAAGUCAUCCAGAAGUCUCUACAUCAUGUGUCACAUCCCAGUCUUCUGCUGGAUUUCAGGCACUGUUCUAGAGAGAAUAUUGAGUGAAACAAAAAGAGGAGAGAUCCCCAAGACUCUCACUCAAAUGUACACACACUUCCUGAUCAUUCAGAAGGACUACGAGAAGAAUAAAGACAUGAUCUUCAAAAUUUGUAAACUGGCUUUUGAGCAUCUUCUGAAAGGCAAUCUGAUCUUCUAUGAUGAAGACUUGAGAGAGUGUGGCAUUGAUGUAUCAGAAGCAUCAGUGUACUCAGGAUUGUGUACUCAGAUCUUCAGAGAGGAGUUUGGUUUGUGUCAGAGGAAAGUUUACAGCUUUUUUCAUCCGAGCAUUCAGGAACAUCUAGCAGCUCUACAUGUGCACCUCUCUUUUAUGAAUAACAACAUAAGUGUGUUGCAUGCAUUUAAAAUGAAUCAAAGUUGUAAGCCUUCAAUACCUGAUCUGUAUCAUAGAGCUAUAGAUGAGACUGUGAAGAGUAAAAGUGGACAUCUGGAUCUCUUUCUUCGUUUUUUUCUGGGUUUGUCACUGAAGUCGCAUCAGAAUCUCAUACCAGGUCUGAGGUUACUGACAUGCUACAACUGUCUAAUCAAUUCGAAAACGAUCAAAUACAUAAAAGAGAAGAUCAGGAAGAAUCCUUCACCAGAGAAAUCCAUCAAUCUGUUUCAGUGUCUGAAUGAACUGGGUGAUGUUUUACUAGUGAAGGAAAUCCAACAAUAUCUGACAUCUAUAACAUUAAGUAACAUCAAACUCUCUUCAUAUCAGUGGUCAGCUAUAGUUUCGGUGAUGCUGACAUCAAAACAGGAGCUAAAGAAGUUUAAUAUGAAUCCGUUUGUUAAAGGAAUCAAUGCUGAAUCACUGAAAGUUCUUAAGGAGCUGCUGCCUGUGAUUUGUGAAUCCAGAUCAAUUCAGUUAAUUUCUUGGAAUAUCACAGAUGAACGAUGUGUUGCUCUGUCUUCAGCUUUGAGAUCAAACCCAUCACAUCUGAGAGAACUGAAUCUGGGUAAUAAUAAACUGAAAGAUUCAGGAGUGAAGCUGCUCUCUGACGUACUGAAGAAUCCUCAAUGUAAACUGCAGAUACUGAAGUUGAAUUCUUGUAAUAUCACAGUUGAAGGUUGUGCUGCUCUGACUUCAGCUCUGAAAUCAAACCCAUCACACCUGAGAGAACUGAAUCUGUCUAAUAAUUAUCUUGGAGAUUCAGCAAUGGAGCAUCUCUCUGAUCUACUGGAGCAUCCUGACUGUAAACUGGAGAAACUCUGGUUAAUUUCUUGGAAUAUCACAGAUGAACGUUGUGUUGCUCUGUCUUCAGCUUUGAGAUCAAACCCAUCACACCUGAGAGAACUGAAUCUGAGUAAUAAUAAACUGAAAGAUUCAGGAAUAAAGCUGCUCUCUGACGUACUGAAGAAUCCUGACUGUAAACUGCAGAUACUGAAGUUGAAUUCUUGUAAUAUCACAGUUGAAGGUUGUGCUGCUCUGACUUCAGCUCUGAAAUCAAACCCAUCACACCUGAGAGAACUGAAUCUGUCUAAUAAUUAUCUUGGAGAUUCAGCAAUGGAGCAUCUCUCUGAUCUACUGGAGCAUCCUGACUGUAAACUGGAGAAACUCUGCUUGAGUGUUUGUAAUAUCACAGAUGAAGGUUGUGUUGCUCUGUCGUCAGCGCUGACAUCAAACCCAUUACAUCUGAGAGGACUGAGUCUGUGUAAUAAUAAACUUGGAGAUUUAGGAGUGAAGCUGCUGUCUGCUGUACUGGAGAAUACUCGCUGUAAACUGGAGAUACUGAAGUUGAAUGCUUGUAAUAUCACAGAUGAAGGUUGUUUUGCUCUGACUUCAGCUCUGAGAUUAAACCCAUCACACAUGAGAGAUCUGUUUUUGUCUCAUAAUAAUCUGGGAGAUUUAGGAAUGAAGCUGAUCUCUGAUCUGACAAAUGAUUUAAAUUACAAACCGAAAAAACUAAGAAUCAUAGUAAAGAAGAACUCAUAACAAGAGUUGAAAAUGUAAGAUGGUGUCAAACCCGGACAAAUGACUUCAAAUGGCCGGAUCCACAGGGAGACAUUUUUCAGAAAAAUUACAUUCAUGUUGAAUCAACAUCUGAAAACUCUUUCAAAUAAUUCACAUCUACCCCCAAGAAGGCCACCAUCAUGGUUUGGGGACAAAGUCUCACACCUCACCAAGCUGUUCAGCUCUCAGGACAAACUGUAUGUGAUAUGCUGCAUUCUGCAUGCACAGAUUGUCUGAAACUGGUUUUGUUUGAAGAAUUCAUAUGAAGUAUUUUAAUGCAAGCGGUACAAUUUGGUUGAUUAAUAUAACAACAGAAUUCAAUAUUAAAAUGUAAUAAUACAUUAAGCAAACCUCACUCAGUGCUGAUAGACACCUCCCCUAUUAGGCAUAAACCAAUCACCUACUGUAUGCAAAUUAACUGUAAGAUUUACAAAAGUACACAAUAUGAAGUUUUCCAGACAGUGCUUACAUUAGUCCCAGACUGAAAUGCACAUUUGAGCUACCUUAAUAUAAAAACAUCUUGCACUGGCAUAUUUCAACAUUUUUCAGUGACUUUAUUUCAUCCUAAGAUGCACAUCAGUAUUGUUUAUUUGUUAGGUAUGUUUGUAAAAACUACUUAAGUGUCCCAAUAUAACUAGGCCUGGUCCUGGAUUAAUCUAAACCCUUUCUGGGAAACUGUGCCAAUGUGUUCAUGUAUGCUUUAAUUGUAAUGCAUUUCUUUAUAUAAUAUUUGUGUUGACAUAUUUUUGUAUAUUCAUGUUUAAAAAAAGAUUUUGUACAAUCAGCAAAAGAAAAUAAAUGAGUCCAUAUCUGUGACAAG